Cucurbita maxima (winter squash) is the source of this 1121-nucleotide messenger RNA. Its product is annotated as eukaryotic translation initiation factor 3 subunit K-like. The record is from RefSeq and is a predicted model, not a curated record. Lineage: Eukaryota; Viridiplantae; Streptophyta; Magnoliopsida; Cucurbitales; Cucurbitaceae. Gene Ontology annotation, molecular function: ribosome binding; translation initiation factor activity. Gene Ontology annotation, biological process: regulation of translational initiation. Gene Ontology annotation, cellular component: cytoplasm; eukaryotic translation initiation factor 3 complex. Bases 147 to 845 code for a protein of 232 amino acids. The transcript is spliced from 8 exons.
CCAUUUUGGACGAAACCCUAAAAUAGAGGAUUCAUCAACGUCCCCAAUCGAGGGUUUCGAGCGGGAACCUCAGCACAAGUUGGAAGUGUAUACUUCAACGAAGAAAAGCUUAUCCGGAUACCUAAUCGGCGACGGAAUCCGGUGGUAUGGGAAGAGAAUUGCAGAAGCAGCCACAGCAAGAGAUGGCGUCUGCGGUGGAGCAGUUGCUCGCUGUGAAUCCUUACAAUCCUGAUAUCCUUCCUGAUCUUGAAAACUACGUAAAUGAGCAGGUCUCGUCAGAAACCUACAGUUUAGAUGCUAAUUUAUGCCUGCUUCGCCUCUACCAGUUUGAGCCCGAAAGAAUGAGUACGCAAAUUGUGGCUCGCAUCCUGGUCAAGGCUCUGAUGGCAAUUCCAGCUCCAGAUUUCAGCCUGUGUCUCUUUUUAAUUCCAGAACGAGUGCAAAUGGAGGAUCAAUUCAAGACUCUGAUUAUACUUUCCCACUAUUUGGAGACUGGAAAGUUCCGUCAAUUUUGGGAUGAAGCUGCGAAGAACCGCCACAUAGUUGAAGCUGUGCCAGGUUUUGAGCAAGCUAUUCAAGCUUAUGCCGUCCAUGUUCUUUCCUUAACUUAUCAAAAGGUUCCUAGAUCUGUGCUUGCUGAGGCAAUCAAUAUUGAGGGCUUAUCUUUGGACAAAUUUCUUGAGCACCAAGUUGCAAACUCUGGUUGGAUUCUUGAGAAAGGUCAUGGGAAGGGCCAACUUAUUGUAAUGCCACCCAACGAAUUCAACCAUCCUGAACUGAAGAAGAAAUCCUCCGACAGCAUUCCUUUGGAACACAUUACUCGCAUCUUUCCAAUUCUCAGCUAAUUAACACACGUACCGGUAACGAAUGUUGUUACUUUUGUUCAUUUCAUAUUUGUUCUUGUCGUUUCAUUUGGGGAUUACUGCGAGGUUGCUUCUAUAUUAUCGUCCAAUUUUCCAAUUAAUGACAGAGGAAGAAUAGAUUACCCUUUAGGGUAGUUAGUCUGAUUUUGAUGUGUUUAUAUUUGUACUUUAAUCAUGCCAUUUCAUAACGGUCAUAAGAUCAUAGAAAUUGCCAAGGCAAGGUGUCCUUAUAUGGUGGCGUAUAAGGUGGCACGCCUA